This is a messenger RNA of Oncorhynchus nerka (sockeye salmon), 6423 nucleotides long. RefSeq names its product sal-like protein 1. Lineage: Eukaryota; Metazoa; Chordata; Actinopteri; Salmoniformes; Salmonidae. The record is from RefSeq and is a predicted model, not a curated record. Gene Ontology annotation, biological process: regulation of transcription by RNA polymerase II. Bases 798 to 5111 code for a protein of 1437 amino acids. Gene Ontology annotation, cellular component: nucleus. The transcript is spliced from 3 exons. Gene Ontology annotation, molecular function: RNA polymerase II cis-regulatory region sequence-specific DNA binding; DNA-binding transcription factor activity, RNA polymerase II-specific.
AAAGUUUGUUUGUUCGCGGAAUGCGAUGUGUGAUGAAAACGUGUUACUAACACCGUUCGGCGAUAAUCAAAUGAAUCUGAUUUGGAUAUUCGAUACAUAUCUUGGAGUUCCGAGACACCUACGGUGCCGUUACGCACGAGCCUCUUAUAGUCGAUAAACGUUUUCCUCGCUGCCUUGAGGCACCACCAACCAACGAUUAGGUAUUGGUGUUUCAACAUACAAGAUCUGAAUUACAACGACCUCAAUGCAAAUCUGAAAGGAGGAUAUGCACAGCAACAGCGACCAGAGUUGUGGAAAGUAUUUGUAUGUGAGAUCACGGAGGUUUCACGGUGAGCGUCUCGUCAGUUCAAAUUGACUUAACUCUGCUGGGUUUGAUCGCUGCUUGGUCAAUAGGAAAGAUACGGUUCCGCGCAUGGACUGAAGACUCUGACAUUCCACUAGUAGCCAAAAUAAGCUUUACGUAGCUACCAGCUGGUUGCUUAAGAAGGGUUAAACUGUAUCUAAAGGGAGUUGGAAAACCCAGCCUUUUCUUCCACACGGAUCAACUCAUUGGGUGGGAGCUGAGAGAGAGACAAGAGUCCCCAGCAAAUCAGGACUUAAUUGAUUAAAGAGACUUAAUUUGAAUAGGGGGCUGGCGAGGUGCCAAUCGCCUUUCAAAGAACCCUCUUAUGAUUAAUCGCAAAGCAUUAUUGAUAAUCAUAACAGGACAAAUGCGCUGUGGAUGGACUCGAUUUUUGUAAUUUUCAACAGAUUUUUUAGUAAUUUUUUAUUCUUUCUUGGCUGAUGUGUGAGCCAGCAUGUCGCGGAGGAAACAAGCAAAGCCGCAACAUUUCCAAUCGGACCCUCAUCUGGCCUUAUCCAAGCACAAUGGGGACACAGAAGAGCCCUGCUCGGAGGAAGACCCCCCCUGCAAGGAGUCAGAUGCCCAUGUCUGUAGCAGAUGUUGUGCUGAGUUCUUUGAACUAUCAGAUCUUGAACAACACCAGAAGAAUUGCACUAAGAAUCAAUUAGUUCUGAUAGUGAAUGAGAAUCCUGCCUCUCCUUCCGGAAGCUUCUCGCCUGGCUCCCCUCCACAUAAUCCUGAUGAGCAGAUGAAUGACAUGGUUAAUAACACUGAUCAAGCAGAGUGCAGUGACCUUUUGGAGCAUAACGCUCUUGACAAAGAAGAAUCCAUGGACGUCAACGUUUCCGAAAUCAACGCUCAUCCUGGCCACGACAAUGAUGGAGGCAGCAACCACAUGGAGGGAGGCAGUAACAUCAACAUGAACACGGGCGAGGGAAAUGGCCACAGCUCCAGCAGGAAGAGCUCCGGACCAGCACCGGGCACCUCGUCCGUCUCUGCCCCCCAGCUACCUCCGCUUGGAAACCUGACUGACCUGGGGAGCAUCUCUAUGAUCAACAGCAACGUCAUCAUCGAAAACCUGCAGAGCACCAAAGUGGCUGUGGCCCAGUUCACCCAGGAGACGCAGCGCUCCUCUGGGUCUGGGUCCGGGGGCCCCAGGGUGGCAGUGCCAGCCCUGAUGGAGCAACUCCUGGGCCUGCAGCAGCAACAGAUCCACCAGCUGCAGCUCAUUGAACAGAUCCGUCACCAGAUCCUGCUACUGGCCUCCCAGUCCCCUGAAAUUCAGGUGCCCCCCAGCAUCUCCACACCAGGAGGCUCGUUGGGGCCGUCAGCCAACCCACUGACCACGCUCAGCUCCCAUCUCUCUCAGCAGCUGGCUGCAGCCGCAGGCUUAGCACAGAGCCUGGCCAGCCAGUCUGCCAGCAUCAGCAGCCUGAAGCAGCUGGCUGAAAGGGUGCAGCUACCUCAGAGCAACAACCCCAGCAGCGGUGAAUCAUCUCAGAGCAUCAGCUCACUGGGGUCGUCCACAGUCAACAACUCCCAGUCGUCAUCUGACAAGAGGCCAAUACAUGCGAUCAGCAGCAACCUCCACUCUCAGUUCAGUAACCCAUCACACACUAAGUCAUCCAUGCCAGCCUUUGGGAUAGGUAGCCUGUUGAACCCUGUAACUAAUCCACAUCUACCUCAGCCCCCGUCUGGAAACCACCUAUUUUCCAGCUCCCUGCCCAGUAUUGGCACCACAGUGGAGGACCUCAACUCUCUGGCUGCGCUGGCCCAGAGGAAAGGCAAGCCACCAAACGUAACUUCAUUUGAACCCAAGAGCAGCUCAGAGGAGGCGUUCUUCAAGCAUAAGUGCAGAUUUUGUGCCAAGGUGUUUGGGAGUGACAGUGCCUUGCAGAUCCACCUGCGAUCUCACACAGGUGAGAGGCCGUACAAGUGUAACAUCUGUGGCAAUCGCUUCUCCACCCGCGGUAACUUGAAGGUCCACUUCCAGCGUCAUAAAGAGAAGUAUCCACAUGUUCAGAUGAAUCCAUACCCUGUCCCCGAGCAUUUAGACAAUAUUCCAACGAGCACUGGCAUUCCAUAUGGUAUGUCAAUGCCUCCAGAGAAGCCUGUGACCAGCUGGCUGGACAGCAAACCUGUUCUCUCCACUCUGACCUCGUCAGUGGGCAUGCUGCUCCCACCAACCAUGCCCAGCCUGCCACCAUUCAUUAAAAAAGAAGAUCAUUCGGUAGCCAUAACCAGCCCCUCCUUUUCCACAAAGACUGACUCCGGUUGUGACGCUGCUGAGCCAUCAAUGAAAAGCAACGACGGGUUGUCUGAAGAAGCUGCAGCCCUGCCUAUGUCAAACGGGAAAACUGAAGAGGGCAAUCACUCGUCGAGCUUCAUGCCGAGUGUGAGCUCUGAGUCUGAGCGCAACACAGAAUACACAACCUCCAACAGCCCGCCUAUGAUGACCAACCCUCUCAUGCCCCUCAUGUCUGAGCAUUUCAAGGCUAAGUUCCCGUUCGGGGGCCUCUUGGACCCGCUCCAGGGGUCGGAGACCUCCAAGCUGCAGCAGCUGGUGGAGAACAUCGACAGGAAGUUGACGGACCCCAAUGAGUGUGUCAUCUGUCACCGUGUGCUCAGCUGUCAGAGCGCUCUGAAAAUGCACUACCGUACUCACACUGGAGAGAGGCCCUUCAAGUGUAAAGUGUGUGGCAGAGCCUUCACCACCAAAGGGAAUCUGAAGACCCACUACACCGUCCACCGGGCCAUGCCUCCACUCAGGGUCCAUCACUCCUGCCCCAUCUGCCAGAAGAAGUUCACCAACGCAGUGGUCCUGCAGCAGCACAUCCGAAUGCACAUGGGAGGGCAGAUCCCAAACACCCCACUGCCAGACAGCUACCCUGAGUCCAUGGGCUCCGACACUGGCUCCUUUGAUGAGAGGAACUUCGAUGAGAACUUUGAUGAUCUGGACAACUUUUCUGAUGAUGAUAUGGAGGGGAUGGAGGGAGUGGAAGGGAUGGAAGACGGCCCUGACAGCAGCAUCCCAGACACCCCUAAGUCAGCCGAUGCCUCCCAAGACAGCCUGUGCAAUUCCCCCUCUCACCCCGAGAUGGUCGUCCAGGACGGGCAGGAGAAAAACCAUCAUGCCCAUCACAAUGCCUACCACAAUACCCACCAUGAUAUUGACUAUAGAAUCCACCACAACAACCUCCAUAACAAUCCACAUCACAGCCACCAUGACAACCACCAUAACAAUCAUCUUAACAACCACCAUGACAAUCAGCAUAACAGCCACCAUAACCCCCACCAGAGGCUGGUAGAGGAGCUGCAGGCCAGCAGAAUGAAGGCCAUGGGGAACAGAGGUUCAAUGGAAGGGGACUGCCUCACUAACGACUCCUCAUCCCUGGGUGGGGACAUCGAGAGCCCGAGUGCCGGGAGUCCAGCAGUGUCAGAAUCUACCUCUUCCAUGCAGCCCCCAUCCCCCACCAAUGGGCACCCCCAACAUCAACGUAAAUCCCCCAGCUUGGAGGAAAGACAGGAGAGGCAGGAGAGACAGGAGAGGCACCAGAGGGCUAUGUCCCUGGAUCACAUCAGUGCCAGCCUCAUGCAGCAUCACCCUUCUAGCAUCGGGGCCCUGGACCUGACAUCCUGCAACCCGUCUAAAGACCCACUGGGCAUGCUCUUCCCAUUCCGUGAGCGUGGCACGUUCAAGAACACAGCCUGUGACAUCUGUGGGAAGACGUUUGCAUGUCAGAGUGCCUUGGACAUCCACUACCGAAGCCAUACCAAAGAAAGGCCGUUCAUUUGCACGGCCUGUAACCGGGGCUUCUCGACCAAGGGCAACCUGAAGCAGCACAUGCUCACCCACCAGAUGAGGGACUUGCCCUCGCAGCUCUUCGAACCCUCUAACACCAGCCUCUCCUCCAGUCCGACCCCCUCCCUCCUCUCUGUGAACUCCCUGUCCUCCAUGAUCAAAUCAGAGGUCAACGGCUUCCUCCACGGCCUCCACCACCAUCAGGACCACCACAGGGACCACCACAGGGACCACCAUAUCGACCAUCACAGGGAACACCACAGGGACCACCAGGACCGGGAUCACCAUAAGGACAUGGCAAGUAACAUGCCCCAUGGCCUGGUGACCACCUCGGACUCUACAUCCCCUGUGCUCUCAGCCUCUGCCCCUCUACGCCGGACACCCAAGCAGCACUACUGCAACACUUGUGGGAAGACCUUCUCCUCCUCUAGCGCUCUGCAGAUACACGAGAGGACCCACACUGGGGAGAAGCCCUUCGCCUGUCACAUCUGUGGUCGGGCUUUCACCACCAAAGGAAAUCUCAAGGUUCAUAUGGGGACACACAUGUGGAACAGCGCCCCUGCCAGACGCGGCCGCCGGCUCUCUGUAGACGGCUCCAUGGCCUUCCUGGGCACCAACCCUGUCAAGUUCCCAGAGAUCUUCCAGAAGGACAUGGCAUCUAGGUUGGGCAACGGAGACCCGGCUAGCUUCUGGAACCAGUACGCUGCAGCGUUUUCCAGCGGCUUGGCCAUGAAGACCAAUGAGAUCUCUGUCAUCCAGAACGGAGGCCUGCCAUCUCUGUCGGGGAGCAUGGGGAACGGAGGCAGCUCGCCCGUGGGCGGCCUCACAGGCAACCUGGAGAAGCUGCACAGUACAGAAACCAAUGCCGCUCUGGCUGGCCUGGAGAAAAUGGCCAACGCCGAGAACGGGACCCACUUCCGAUUCACACGUUUCAUGGAGGACAACAAAGAGAUUGCCACAAACUAGAGACUUUUUCCCUCUCAUAUGUACACACACACACACACAGACACACACACAUACACAUACACCCAUACACAUACACACAUACACAUACACACACACAUAGUGAUUGAAAAGAGAAAGAGAACCAGGCAAAGACAAAGAAUGACUUUGCUUUGGCUUGCCUUUGAAACUUUACCAACAUGAGUGUGAAGAGAAGUUGCUUUUUUUGUACAAUGUACAACAUGUUAUAGUUUAAAGGAGCUUAUUUAUUAGUGAUUAUAACCUUGCUCGGAACCAAGUGGAAGCAUUAACAGUUCAUUUGUUUCUGUUCUACAGCCAGAAUGGGUAUGAGCUGAAAGUGAGCUGUUGAAACUUUAGCAUAUCUUUACCUUGGCAUUAAGUUAUUUUGGUCUGUAGUAUAUAGCUUUAACACAACUGUUGAUGUUCAUGUGAUGCAUUAGAUCUGUAAUAAGUGAAACAGAAUGGCUGUAAAUGAUGUACACUGAUCUACUCUAGAUGGUCUAACAGAUGUGUAUUAACGUUCCCCCUUGAAAAAAAUCAUUGAGACUUCAGGCAAGGGACUAUGAUUACACUGUAGUCAUUUCCUUAUCAACCGCUGUUGAUCUUUUAUUUAAGGAAAAAGAAAGCAUUCAAGCAUUUCAAGUGUUUAUUUAGAGUUACAGUAGGCAUUUCAAGUGUUUAUUUAGAGUUACAGUAGGCAUUUCAAGUGUUUAUUUAGAGUUACAGUAGGCCUAACCUGUUUUGUUCGUUAAUGUUAUUCUAUGUAUUGUCCUUUUUUUCUUUCUUCCAUAGUUCCAUUUUUUUUCUUUAUCUUUUUUUGUUUUGUUGCUUUUUGGUGUUAAGUUUAACACAAAACAGUUGUGUUGUUAGAGGAGAUGAUGAAUUCGGAGAGGUCCACUUCCUGGUUUGAAGUGAGAAGAGAGCCAAUCAUGUGGGUGGGAUUCUCCUAUAGGUCAUCUGCUGGAUUUCCACAUUGCUGCUAUGUCCUCAGCAUCCUCAUUGGCAUCAAGUGCAACAUAUGUGUUGACGUCUAUGUAAAUAAUGUGAGACGUGAGAACUAGAAAUUCCAUCACAACAAAAUGUACAUAUAAAGCUCAUAAGACAAAGUCCAUCUUGGCUAGGGGACAAAUGAUAGUGUUUUUAUAAAUAUAAAUAUAUAUUAGGUUUGACAACCUUCGGACUGUUACAUGCACUUUCUUGGAAAGUUGGAAGAUCUUUAUGGGUCCAGUUUCUCUACACUUUAAUACCUACUAACAACUAAGAUACUGUCAUUCUUUACUCUAUUAUUCAAAUACAUCCGUUUUCCAAAAGAAAA